AUGGAUCAAAAGCGUGUUGUUGUCUUCAAUGUUUGGAGACCGGUUAAAGUUGUCGAAGAUAAUCCUCUUGCUUUUUGUGAUUGGCGAUCGCUAAAGAAAACAGACAUCCCGGAUUUAGAAAUUGAGCCUACAGACCUGAACAAUUCAGUCCAACCAUGGAAGUAUGGGACUCAUCAAAGAUGGUAUUAUAUGAGUAAUCAGACACCAGAAGAUGUAUUUGUUUUUGUACAACAUGACAGUAAGGGACAAGGAGAGCAUGGAAUGAAUGUGCCACAUGCUUCGGUGGUUCUAAAAGGCCAAGAAAACAAACCAUCAACUCGGCAGAGUUAUGAAUUCAGGAUUGCAGUGAUUAUGGAUGAUGGAUUUGUGUUAGAAGAUGUACUCCCAAACUAG
Molecule: messenger RNA, 393 nt
Organism: Melampsora larici-populina 98AG31
Lineage: Eukaryota; Fungi; Basidiomycota; Pucciniomycetes; Pucciniales; Melampsoraceae
Exons: 1
Coding region: 1-393 (130 amino acids)
Molecular function (GO): oxidoreductase activity
Source: RefSeq, a predicted model, not a curated record